This is a messenger RNA of Phlebotomus argentipes, 1726 nucleotides long. RefSeq names its product protein aurora borealis (gene bora). Gene Ontology annotation, biological process: regulation of mitotic nuclear division; regulation of mitotic spindle organization; activation of protein kinase activity. NCBI's taxonomy places the organism in Eukaryota, Metazoa, Arthropoda, Insecta, Diptera, Psychodidae. The record is from RefSeq and is a predicted model, not a curated record. The coding region runs from base 61 to 1665 and encodes 534 amino acids. The transcript is spliced from 2 exons. Gene Ontology annotation, cellular component: cytoplasm; nucleus. Gene Ontology annotation, molecular function: protein kinase binding.
GAGAGAAAAUAGCUGAAAUAAAUUUUUCUUAUCACAAUUUUUUCCAUCAUUUUUUAUUGGAUGCGAAAACGAAUCAAGGCGUCCGUUGGAGUUCAAGUGAGAAAAAACUCACCACUCGUCUGGGGUUGCCAUACGUCAGUUCGGGGGAAAUACACCAGCCGUCGUUGCGUUGCGGUUUUUCCACCCAUUUUCAACGAGCUUUCCGGCCGUACAAGUGAUUCAGAGUGCUUCCUGUGUUCAUCUUUAACUGCCACACUGCCAAAUUGUGCCAUAAUCAACACACACCCACCGAGGGAUUUUUUUUUUCAUGGGAAAAAAGCAAUGAAUCCAUCAACGCCAUGCAAGAAGAUUUCACCCCAAAUGCGCCUCUUGGAGCGUCAACAGGAGUCUCAGCAGUCAUCAGGAUCUCAGACACCACUUCGUGGAAGUCGAUUCCACCUAUUGCCCAUGAUCAGCACACCGCCGCUGUCACACAUCAAGAGAGUUGUGAAUCCCUUCGAGGCGUCUCUCACGGAGAGACUCCACUUGCCGGCAAUCUGCAGCCCUUCACUGUUCAAUCGACCCUCAACGCCUCCGCACUCCUCCACGCAAUUUGAGUGGACAAUGGAGCAGGUUUCGCUGCUUAACCCGGCAACCAUUGAGGCUCACGAAACACAAUUCCUCAACUCUCCGAAUCCCGAUGUUGAAGCCCGUGCGCAGGCGGCCAUCUCGACCUACUUCCGAGAGCAGCACGUGGUGCCGAGUCCCAUUGACCCGCCGAUGAGGCAGAAGCCGAUCCUGUACAGCGAGGAGCAGGAUUCAUCAAUUGCUCCGGAGCCGGGAAAGCGCAACGGCAUAGCUCAGACUGUACUCACAUUGCCACCGCGAUUGCCCAAGGACGUGGAGGACGCACUGGCGCCCUUCUUCACCUUCACCAGCGAUCAGCAGCAGCCUCCGGAGGAGGUGUACGAUCAGGAGAAGGUGGACUCGUCGCUGAGGCGGAAGCUCUUUGGGCCGCUGGAGGAUUCUGGCGAUGACGAGGAGGAGGAGGACGAAGUAGACGCUGUGGUGAUGCCACCACCGCGUCAGAACUGGACAAACACUCCUGAGAACUGGACUAAGAAGUUCAGCGGCAGAAGCUUGGAUUCUCCCCACGACAGGAGUUCUUUCUCGCCCAACUUGACCAUUCAGAGGGAGACUUUUGGCUCUCUGUCGCCCAUCGGGAAGCUGUCGGUGACUGGGGAGCAGCAGAAGGCGCGCAGCAGCACGUCCAGCAUCUACCAGAGCACUCCUGAGCGCUUGGGAUCUGAACUAUCGGUAGAGAUGUCCCCUGGAGUGUCCACGAAGGCGAUGGACGUGUCAGAGGUGGACGAGGAGCGCAUGCAGAUGAGCCAGAGUGAUAUCCUGGCCAUACACGAGACACCCAUGCGCUGCCGAUCGAUGAGUCGGAAGAAUCUGUCGCACUCCUUCUCGCAAAUCAUGGACUCGGAGGACGGAAUGGAGUUCUUCGGACGCACAGAUGGGGCCAGAGUGGAGAUGAAGGACGUCUUCACGCGGACUGACAGUGGCUUCAACGACGGCAGCUGCGACACGAUGGACAACAAGGAGAACCUUGAUCCCAUGGCAAUGGAGGGCGUCAGCCAGGACGUCUCCAUGAUGAUCUCUUCCACUCCCGCCAAGUGGUGAUACUCAAUUGAAAUUGUACGUUUUUAGGCAUAUUUUCCAAUCUCAAUCAAGUGUUCAAUAA